AUGUCUAAUCAAGCCCAACCUCACAAGUCUCACAAGAAGCCCAGGAUCGACAAAGAGAAUUUACCAGCUCCUCAUCGCACAGAGCGUGUCAGUCAACACCCUAGGCGUCCUGACAAGCCCAUCUCUUUCACUCCUGCAGUUGGCACCACUUCCCUGCCAUCUGAUACAGAUGUUGAGACAUCUGCAAUGGGCCUUCCUAGUGCAUCAGAGUCUGAAUUUGUGGCGCAGCCACCCUUCUCUGAGAUUGACCAGGAGGUGCCACUCAAGGUCUCGGAAGGUGGAUUGUGCCCCCUGCCCGAGAUCCGCCAAGAUGCACCCCUCAAUGUCACUCAAGGCGCCUCAAACCCGAUGCCAGACCCGGACUCUGUAGCGGACCUCUGUGCUCUUCCUGGACCUGGACCAACCAUCGCCGCCGCCGUCCAACAUUUGGACCCUGCAGCCUCCAUCCUGCGCCGUCUUUAA
Molecule: messenger RNA, 462 nt
Organism: Cyclocybe aegerita
Lineage: Eukaryota; Fungi; Basidiomycota; Agaricomycetes; Agaricales; Hemipholiotaceae
Source: the annotation of a GenBank genome assembly